This is a messenger RNA of Rhinocladiella mackenziei CBS 650.93, 1065 nucleotides long. RefSeq lists its product as uncharacterized. The record is from RefSeq and is a predicted model, not a curated record. The transcript has a single exon. Gene Ontology annotation, molecular function: protein heterodimerization activity; transcription coactivator activity. Gene Ontology annotation, cellular component: transcription factor TFIID complex; nucleus. Gene Ontology annotation, biological process: transcription initiation at RNA polymerase II promoter; RNA polymerase II preinitiation complex assembly. Bases 1 to 1065 code for a protein of 354 amino acids. NCBI's taxonomy places the organism in Eukaryota, Fungi, Ascomycota, Eurotiomycetes, Chaetothyriales, Herpotrichiellaceae.
AUGGCCAGUUCCCCUCCAGCGCCCUUUGCCGCCAGCCUCCCCAACCCGAAAAAGAGACCGUCCGUGGGCUCCCAAGCAUCGGCCCAAGGCGUGCCUAAGCGACCAAAAUUACACCCGCUCCGACAAACGUCAUUCCCCGCUCAAGAUGCAAGUGGGCAUUACGGAUCCGCUGUUACCGGUGCUCGCUCCGAAACUGGCAGCGUAGCCAACAGUUUCGUAUCAGGUGUGAGCAGCAAAGUCGCCGGUAGAGGACGUGGGAGACCUAAGAAGUCUACUCAACUCAACGAUGAAGAUGUUCGCUCCACUCAUCAACUCCCAGCAGACUCAAGUAGUCAGGGUGACGGUGGAAGAACAUCGGGCCGUGGGACGAAAUCCGUAGUCAGUGCGAGGUCUGGCGCUGCUGAAGCGGAAGAAGAUGACGAAGGUGACAUUGAUGGCAUGCUGGAAAAUAUGGACGAGCAGGAACGACAACAGGCGGAAGAGGAGGAGACCAGACAAGAACAACGUCGAGAACGCUUGGCCGAUACCCUCGAUCCGGAUCAAUACUCUCGGUACAACCAGUGGCGAGCCUUGUCACUUAAUAAUACUACGGUAAAACGACUCGUCAAUUCCAUCGUAUCGCAGUCGGUCACCUCAGCUCCAUUGCAAGCAAUCAGAAUCUACGGGAAAUGGUUUGUGGGAGAAAUUGUGGAAAGAGCUCGUGGAGUACAAGUUGAAUGGGCCAAAGCCUACGAAGACACCAGAAAGGAGGAAAGACAGCGGCGAGAAAAAGAACUCGAGUCUUUGGAAGAGAAGCAGAAACAACCCAACCUCAACAACCAGCAAUCUCAAUCCAUCAAUAAAGACAUUGAACGAUUGAAGAGAGAGGUCAAAGAAUACAUUCCCAAUCCACAUCAAGGAGGAUUAUUGCCAGAUCACCUACGAGAAGCUUUGCGAAGAUACAAAGCCGAUGGUGAAGGUGGUGGAGUAGGUUUUCAGGGGAUGAGCCAUGGGUUAUUAGGUGUUCCAGGUCCAGCAGCCUGGCGUGUUGGUGAUGGCGCUUCAGGAAAACGACUUUUCAGAUGA